Molecule: messenger RNA, 922 nt
Organism: Cladocopium goreaui
Lineage: Eukaryota; Dinophyceae; Suessiales; Symbiodiniaceae
Source: the annotation of a GenBank genome assembly
CUUGUCUUUGCAACAAGAGUGUUGCCGCCAUGCGUGCCUGCCAUGGCUUUUGUGUGUUAGCAGCGCUUCUGGCGGUUGAUUUGGGUUUUGUUGAAUGGCAGGUGAAAACGCAGAUUGUGCGGCAGAGGUGGAGGCCCCGACAUCGCCGUGGUGUGCUGCGAAAAGCGGCGCAGGGCAACGAGCCCUUCCCGGUGGACUUCCUGGACGAGCUCGAGAUCGACGCCGAGGACGAAGGCGUCGGCGCCAUCGAGGGCGAUGACCCCUUCCCCACGGACUUCCUUGAUGAUUUGGGGCCGGAGGAGGUGGCCGAAAGCUCUUCAGAGGAUGCUUUGUUCCCUCAGAGCCUCUUGGAGCUGCCCCCGCAACCUUUGAGCUCCUUCCAAGUGGGUCAAAUCGUGCACGGGCGCGUGAAAAGGAUGAUAGUAGGUGCUGCUUCCUUGGCCUACGUGGACAUCGGCGCGGCAAAGGAUGCGGUUUUGGAGUUUGGUGAAAUGACGGAUGGAUUCCCCAGAAAGGUGCCAGUGCAUACGGGCAAGAAGGUAGAAGCCCGAGUUCUGGAGUAUAGCGCGGAGAUCGAUAGGCUCUACUUGACCAGGAGGACUGGCGACUUGAAGCGUCCUCCACGGAUCUGGAAGGAAGACCAAAGCCGCAAUCCUGAGCCACUGCGAAGGGUGGCCCAGCAAGAAUUCCUAGAUGCCGAGGUGAUCAACCUUAUCACCUUCGGAGCCUUCGUCAACGUCUAUCCCUCCUGGGGCGACAAGACGCCUGUCUUUGCCUUGCUUCACAAGACGCAGUUUGCCCCUGGCUUUGCGGAGAACCCGGAGCAGGCCAUCCGUGGUGGCCGCAUCAAGGUGAGAAAGCUGGCGAUCAACGCCAAUGGAGAGUUGCAGGUCACUAUGAAGCAAUGACCUUGUGGAAAAAA